Heterobilharzia americana is the source of this 4032-nucleotide messenger RNA. NCBI's taxonomy places the organism in Eukaryota, Metazoa, Platyhelminthes, Trematoda, Strigeidida, Schistosomatidae. The record is from the annotation of a GenBank genome assembly.
UAAUCAUGAAGCUUUGCCUCCUGUAUAUCAGUGUGGCUACCACGUUUCUGGCCAUAUGUAUAUCUUCAGCACAAGAUAAUGAACAAACAGUUAGUGAACUCACAAAUGGUAUGGUCGAAUCUGAAGGUUUGGUUGCUGCUCAUUUUGUGGCUUUGCGGAAUAUUCAAUUGAAUUUCACCAACCUUUUAAAUAAAAUGUGUGGUAAACAUCCCAUUCUAAGGAAUAUAACUCACCUGAGAGCAAUAACAAGACCUUUAAUUUUGCUUUCUCGAAACUCCUGUAUAAAUGGAAACCUACAGAAGUACAUGGCAAGGAUGAUGUACCCAGGCUAGUGGAUUACUAUAAUAAACUCAAUAACUUUUCCAUGAAUUAUUUAAAUAAUCGUUCACGUAUAUAAUCUAUGUAGUUCAAGUAUUAAUGGAAGCAGUAAUGCUCCUGUUCGUUGUAAGGUGUCAUAAACACAUCUAAGAUAUUGCUGGUUUCAAAGAACAUUUCUGGUUAUUUCAAAUCUAGCGGUGAUUUGAGCAUCAACUACGGAACAAAGAACAACAUGCAAUAUUCUUAUCUUUGUUUUACAAGCAAUUGAAUUCUAGAUGACAUUCAGUAGUGUAUGUAUCGAAACGCUGUCAUUAGAACUUUUGGAAAAAGAUGUUCUCAUCCAAUAAUGCUAAACAGAGUUAGUAGUUGUAACAAUACCUAUUUAAAUCAUUUGAAAGAAGAUGAAGUUGGAAAUAAAUAAAAACAUACAAGAAGUGUCAUUUCUACGGGACACAGAUGAAAAUCCGGAUGCAUGUGACAAAAUCCUUAAGUACCUAGACUGAAUUACUGGAACUCAAAAAAAUGCAUCUCCCUUAAGGAUAACUGUCAAGUAUUGUUUACAACUGUAACUGAAAUAUAGAGGUCACUCAAAUCACACCUUAACAUACUUAAAUGCUCUGGUUGCAAUGAUAAAUCCUAUUGCCCUGUCAGCUUGUCAAGUCACGAAAUAUAAACACAGCAGAAAGACUGUGAAUCAACAUUUUCUUGUCUGUGUAUCCUAUCAAACGGAGUUGCUGUUUAUAAGAGCAGUCUGAAGUCUGCAGAUCGACUCAUUGAGUGAUUUCCGACGCUUUAAACACCGAAAAGAAACUCUUGAAUAUAGUCAACUGACUGUAAUUGUUUCAUAGAUUAGCAGAACUCGGCAUCGACACGUUCAUGAAGUAUUUUAUCACAGUGAUAUCUUCCAGUAGAUGUUAGUAUUUAGCUUUUGGUAGACAGAUUUCAAGAAUGUUUAUUCAUCUCAUCUUGAAUUCCACUUCCAAAUGACUAGUAUAUUUCUUAUUUGUUUUGAAAACUUCCGAACCGAAAUAUACUUUAGAGCUUGUGAGAAAACUUGAAGAACUGAAGGAAAGAUAUGGUAUGGAUUUGGAUAUAUACAAUGCUUACAUAGUCGAACGCAUCUUUUCAUAUAUAAUACAUAUAUGCCAAUGCUUUCAAUAUCGUCUUCAACAUUCAUCUGUUAACAUUCUGAUAAUUUUUCAAACUCAUUAGCAAUAUCUAACGCUGUUGAGACACUUUUUGAGUAUUUAAAAUAUUCAGUUCAACACGUUCCAUGAUACUUUCAACUCACAACACUUGGUUUAACUUCAUCAGGUGAUCUUUUCCAACCAAACGCUGCCUCUCUUUCAUGGUUCAAAGAAGAAGUGCGUUAUUACACAGGUAAUAAACAAUCGCGUUUGUUGUGUUCAUAAACCAUUACUUAAACUUUUGGAUAGGGUGAAGGCGGUAUCCUUCUAAGUACACUGGGUGUAAAAUAAUUUGCCAUAUUUCAUAUUCCGUCAUUGGUUCAAUUUAGUAAGGUGUGCCUUUGUUGACUUUCAGAAAAAAAUAAUGAUCCUCUAGAAGACUGUUUAGCCGAUUUCACCAGAGAAAACCCAGCUGGUGAGUGAAAGCAUAUAUUUCGGUUUCUAAUAAUAGUGGUUUGUGAAACGAAAAUUAUAAAAUUAUUUCCUUUGACAUGAAACAUAUUUAUCGACAUAAAGUCAGUAUGUAAAACAAAAAUAGGCUACAGUAGACUCAUGAACAUAAAUCUGAUACGCAUAUCAUCUUUUAUGCAGUGUAAAAUAUUGAAUAUACGGUGUCAAUUGUUGAUCCAAUUUUCUCUUUUGUAGAAGCCGCUAGUUGAAUAAAGGGAUAACUUCGAUAUUUGAGGUUCAUUCCAAUUUUCAGAAAUAUUCGGGUAAGAUAAUACUGCAGACUAUAUCACUGACUGGAGUUUGCAAAAUGCACAGACAUUUCAAACAUGCAGACACUUCUAAAAUGAAUGUUCGUGUACUCUUGAAUAAAGUAUUUGAGUUGAAUUUCACCCGUUCAUUUUCCUGUUAACAUCAGUGUUUGUGUCCGUAAACUUUCAAAGAGCAAAUCAAACGAGUAUAAUCCCAAUAGGCAAACCUAACUAUUCAUCAUCUAUUUUGUAAUUCUAGAUAUAAAAAUACGUAUCAUUAAUGUUGUAUAAACUCACAGUGAGUUACUUAUUUGUUCAAAAUGAAAAUCAACAUUGAAAUAAUAUCUGUGCAAAUGAUAGACUGAUUCUUCUUGGUGUCAGCUUACAUUUUUUAAUAACUCACACUCUUACUUCUGUUCUCUAAGUCAAUCUGUAUAGAUAAACAUGUGAUAAAGUGACUUCAAUGACGUGUGAAAAAGGAGUACGGUGUGCUCUGGGAAGAAUAUUCAUUUGUGUGUUGAAACAACUGACAAAUUUGACAGCUGGAUUUGACGGAUGCUUAUUGUUCUUGUCAAGAUCAGAUCGAGGUCUGAAGUCAUGAACUGACCGAUGUGUGGUUUUCAUUCUCACUCUGUAUGACCAGAUGCUACAAAUGUUUAUUACGAAGCAAAAGGAGAUGGUAACAUGCUGUGAAUGCGUUUGUGAUAAUCGGAUCAACGAAUUUCUCUGUGGAAAAAGCCAUACCAACUUUCUGGUUCCAGACAUUGAAGAACAGUUAUUUCAGAUUUACAACAAUCAGAACGAUUAAAGUGGUGCUGCAUGUUCUUUCUUUCUUUGUUCAAUAUGUUACCAUGACAUUGGUACAUUCUCGUCACAGACGUGUUGGAUGAAGAGUACUUCCAUUCAUUGCAUUUUCAUUACAGCUGAUAAAAGGAGACAAUAAUUUUACAUUUCUGCAGCCAUGAAUUCGAAAUAUAACUCAUGGUUUUCACUGAUAAGACUUCACCAUGAGUAUGCUUUGCAUUAAAGCUGACAUCUGUAUUGAUUUUUACUGCAGAAUAGGCUGCUGAUAUGUCACUGUGCGUUGUGAUGUAAUCUACUCUUAUUGAAAAGGCCAAGAAUGUUGGGUAUGAACCUCAUCAGUGUUGAGGGAAUUUCCUUCCUUCAGCUGAUGAGGCUUUCAUCACACUUGGACUCACGAAUAUUUGCUGCAAGAAGACCAGUAUGAUGUCCAAUUAUCUGAAAAAAUGUUGAUGAUACAAACAAUUUGUAUUUUCUGACAUAAUUAUUUUCUGAUGAAGAACCUUCCUUGUCAAGCAGUCUGUCAAUGGUUUGUCGAGAUAAUCAACUGACAUCGGUUAGGUUGGGCAUUGAUGUUCUCAUAGAUUGGAGUUGUCUUUCGUAGUGGUGAUCACAUCCUUUCUCUCUCCAGCAGAAAGAAGUAAUGAUUAACAGACUGGUGAAAACGGUUUACAGAGAGGUGAAGUCGUAUUCCAAGAAUGAAUUCUCUUGGAUAAAUGCGUUAGACUAGACUUCAAGAAUUGUGUGUCAAUAAGGCAGACAAAAUAUAUCCCCAACUAAUAUAUUCUUUGUGCUGUUGAAAAACACUCACAUUGCUGCAUAUUAGUUCGCUUGCCUCCUUACAUUUGCAGAUAAAUAAACAUUUCAUUUCUUUCCAAUUUUUUAGGGAGAAUAUGAAUAUUAGUUGAUAUCAUGAAAUUCGUUCCACUAAGUAAUGAAAUUGUUAAAUUAACAGACGAUAACAAAAAUGUUUAAGUUGUGUAAUCUGUUUUUCUGUAAAAGUUAAUAAUAAAAUUCUCAUUUCCUUC